GAUCACACUGGACGAAAACACACAAUGAACUCGGAGUUGAAUGAAGACACAGGAGAAAUGAACGAGGAUGAUGAUGAUGAUGACGACGAUGAUGAUGAGGAGGAACCGAAAGAGAAAGAUGAUGAUGAUGAUGAAGGGUUCUCAAUGCUGUCAGAUCUGCCGGUUGAGAUGAGCGAGAGACGCCCGACCUGCCGCAGAUGCUGUCGGCCGGUAAAGGUGUGUUUGUGUCCGUAUCUCCCGGCUCUUCCUCUCGACGUCUCCACAUCUCUCUACAUCGUCCAGCAUCCGGCCGAGGAGAGUCGUGUUCUGCGCACGGUUCCGCUGCUGGCGGCCUGUCUCGCUCCGGGGAAGUGCAGAGUGUUCGUGGGACGCCGCUUCUCUGAAGAUAGGUACCCUGAUCUGGCGGCUGUGUGUCGAGACUCCUCCUCUCUCCUGCUGUAUCCCGGAGCCGCUGCCGAGAGUCUGGAGGAUCUGAGCUUCAGUUCCGCGACUCACAGCGUCAUCCUGAUCGACGGCACCUGGAGUCAAGCUAAAGACAUGUUCCUGAGGAACCCUCUGCUGCAGCUGCCCCGACAGGUCCAGCUCCGCAGCGCCCCCUCCAGUCAGUACGUGAUUCGCACACAACCCAACAACAUGUGUGUGUCCACGCUGGAGUGUGCAGCCGUCGCACUAGCCAUCAUGGAGAACAACCUCAACAUCCAGGAGGUUCUCCUCAAGCCUCUCCAGGCGCUGUGCUCCUUCCAGCUCCAGCACGGCGCUCAGGUCCACCACAGCAAAGAGCAGCUGAUCAGAAGCGGCCAGUACAACAAGAUCCUGCCCAAGAACAAGCGCAAGAUCCGCCGCAUGCAGAGGCUCCUCGGCCACGACACAUGACACUUCACUAGCCAAAUACCCUGCUCAGCUUUUAUAUUGUUAUUCGUUUUUUUUUUGGUAAUUUGUCUGUUUUAACAUGAGAUGAUGGUUUACUAAUAUAGACUUCUGAGUGGAUGAAACUGCAUCUUCUGUGUGUUUGUUGACUGUGAUUGGAGAAAUAAAGCGGAGUGAUUGUGUGAGACUGU
Molecule: messenger RNA, 1058 nt
Organism: Pimephales promelas (fathead minnow)
Lineage: Eukaryota; Metazoa; Chordata; Actinopteri; Cypriniformes; Leuciscidae
Gene: dtwd2
Product: DTW motif tRNA-uridine aminocarboxypropyltransferase 2
Source: RefSeq, a predicted model, not a curated record